GAUCUAUGAAGUAAUAAUUAACGCACAAAACCGACUUUCUCUGUAAAAGAGAGAAAUUGUGCUGGUAUUUGUGCAACUAUAAAUCCUGUUUCAGGUCGUUUCUGUAACCAUUGAAGCCUCUGGUGGUAACUCAGUGUUUCGGUGAACAUGUCUGCGGAGGAAGCGGAUAAAACCACGACCACUGAUGCCAGCGCCGGCGAUGAGGAGGAGGAAUGGUUGUAUGGAGAUGAAUCAGAAAGUAAAGAAGAGGAUGAAGAAGCCAAAUUGAAUGCUGCUGUCGGUACACCUGCUAACAUAUCAACAGAUGAGGCGACUGUUGAAGCUGCACAGACCACAGGGAAUGGAGUGGCCUCUGAGGCCACAGGUGAAGCUGCAGGUGAGGAUGGGGACAGCGACAGCGACAGUGAUGAUGACGACGACGAUGUCCGUGUUACCAUUGGCGACAUCAAAACUGGAGCGCCUCAAUACACGACAUAUGGAGCCCCACCUGUUAACCUCAACAUAAAAUCAACUAGCUCCAGGCCAUACGGACAAGUGACAAAGCUGAAGGGAGUGGAUCUGGAGGCUCCAGGAAGCAUAAAUGGCGUUCCUGUUCUGGAGGUGGACAUGGAGUCCUUUGAAGAGAAACCUUGGAGAAAGCCAGGUGCGGAUCUGUCGGAUUAUUUCAACUAUGGCUUUAACGAGGACUCAUGGAAAGCUUAUUGUGAGAAGCAGAAGAGGCUGCGAAUGGGUCUGGAGAUCUCUACAGUUGGCUCAGUGACCAGCAAGAUCACAGUGCAGCAGGGCAGGACGGGGAAUGAAAAGGACACGUCCAGUUUGUCCCUUCAUUCGUCCAAGCCAGACUUCCCCUCCCCUGUCAGCCUCUACAAGUCAACACUCAAUCAGGUCAACAGGAAACCGAUUGGAACCAUAGAUGUGAUCGGUGCGCAGACGACCACAAUCAGCAGGGUAGAGGGGCGACGCCGACACAAUCUGGAGGGCAACAAUAUCCAGGUGAUUUCUGAGCACUCGACAACAGACCCUGAACCAGCUCCAGCUAAGAUUCCAACCUUCUUCACUCCUGGGCCAAUUCCUCCAAACAUCCCCCCGCCUCCAUUUCUGCCCCCACCACCAAACGUCAGCACCGCACCUCUCAUACCUCCACCGAGGUUGCCUAUCACUGUCCCUCCUCCUGGUUUUCCUCCACCAACAAGUGGCCCCCCUCCUUCUUUAAUCCCCACUAUGGACAGCCAUGCCGGAGGCUACGAUGGCCGCUCUGUCCCUCCGUUUGCAUUUCCCCAAGGUGCUUAUCCUCCACCCAUGCCUGGAGGUGUUCCUCCUUGGCCCCCCAUGGUGGACAACACCAAGCCCUGGGACUUCUAUCCUCGUCGAGAUGACAAGAGGGACAAGGAAAGAGAGAGACCCCGAGAGAGGACACAUGAGCGAGAGCGGGAGAGAGAGCACAGCCCUUCAGCUAUGAGCUACAACAGUGAUGAGGAGCGCUACCGUUACCGUGAGUACUCGGAGCGCAAUUACGUGGAGCGCCACCGCGACCGGUCCAGCCGAGAGAAAGAGGAGCGGCACAGAGAGAGGCGGCACAGAGAAAAGGAGGAGGGACGCCACAAGUCCUCCCGCAGUAGCAGUAGUCGGAGGAGGCACGACAGCGAGGAGGGGGACAGCCACCGGAGGCACAAACACAAGAAGAGUAAGCGGAGCAAGGAGGGCAAAGAGGCCAGUGAUGAUCUCGGUGCUGACCAGGAGAACCAGGAGGCCAUGGAGUAGGGAGGAGCACCUCCCGUCUUUUCCACUCUCUGUUUAUACUUAGUUUUGACCAAAUAGGAAGAUAUCAAGAAAAUUAGAAAGUCACUGAGCGAUUGUGUCGUUGUGCUCCCCAUCAGCCUGAAUUCAUCCUCAGCAUCUCUUCAGAACAAACCAAGAGGGAUGUGUUCAUCCUCCUCGUCCGUCUUUCCAUCAGUGUCUUCAGCUCCCUCCAUCGUCUGCUCAUCGCUCCAACUCUUAGCUGAUCACUUUGAACCAUCAGCCGAUUACUCUGUUUUUGUUUUUUCGUUUGAUAGAUGUAACUUUGUUCUUGUUUCGUAUGAAGACACCUAAGUUCAAUUAAAAAAAACACUUUUGAUAA
Molecule: messenger RNA, 2119 nt
Organism: Austrofundulus limnaeus
Lineage: Eukaryota; Metazoa; Chordata; Actinopteri; Cyprinodontiformes; Rivulidae
Gene: fip1l1b
Product: FIP1 like 1b (S. cerevisiae)
Exons: 15
Coding region: 148-1761 (537 amino acids)
Cellular component (GO): mRNA cleavage and polyadenylation specificity factor complex
Source: RefSeq, a predicted model, not a curated record